CUUCCUAGCACCGCCGCAGCCACCACCGGAGCCCGCCGCAGCCCGUCCCCCAUCGGAGUUCCUAUCUUGCAUGGCAGUGAGCUUACUGGCACAUGAGGUAUCCGACCUCUGCCUUGGCAAGCCGGCGCUGAAGCCGCUUCCUCUGUCAGCCACUGUCGCCGACGCCUUGGCCGCCCUCAAGAUCUCCGACGACAACUUCAUCAGCGUCUGGAACUGCAGCGAUCACUCCGUUGCCGCUGGAAUCGGCUUCGGCGAGGAAAACGAUGACCUAGGCUGCCGAUGCGUCGGCAAAUUGUGCAUGGUCGAUGUUAUUUGCUACCUGUGCCGAGAGGAAAAUCUUUUGUCUCCAACGGCUGCCCUGAAGGCGCCUGUCUCUGCGAUUCUGCCUAGAACUUCAGGUGUCGUGAGACAUCUCGAGCCUUCUUCGAGCUUAUCGGAAGCCAUUGAUUUGAUCCUUCAAGGAGCACAGAACCUUGUAGUGCCAUUACCAGCCAAAAGAAGCGGCGUUUCAAGGAGAAAACAGCACCAGAAAUCCUCAAGCAGCUCUGCAAUUUGUACAAGCCACAAUGGUCGUGAGUUCUGCUGGCUGACUCAAGAGGAUGUGAUCCGCUUCCUUCUUGGUUCCAUAGGCGUCUUCUCUCCACUCCCUGCUCUCUCCAUAGACACCCUUGGCAUCAUCAGCUCCGAGGUCUCGGCCAUUGACUACUACGCCCCGGCAUCUUCUGCCGUAGGAGCCAUUUCAAAUUCCCUCACAACACAAACUUCAGUGGCCAUUGUUGAUAGUGAAGGAAUCUUUAUUGGUGAAAUCUCUCCCUUCACCCUUGCCUGCUGUGAUGAGACUGUUGCUGCUGCUAUCACAACCCUUUCUGCUGGGGAUCUAAUGGCCUACAUUGAUUGUGGCGGGCCCCCAGAAGAUAUAGUGAGAGAAGUGACGGCAAGGUUGAAGGAGAAGAACUUGGAGAAAAUGCUAGAAGAAUUCACAAUUUUGUCUUCUGUGGUCACUGAUUCAUCGUCAUCUUCAUCAGAUGAAGAAUCUGUGCUGUCCCCAAGAAGGUCAUUGCCAAGGUCAGGAAGGUACAGUAGGUCCUUCAGCUACUCAGCCAGAAUGGUGAGAAAAGCAGAGGCCAUUGUGUGCCAUCCCAAGAGCUCUCUAGUUGCUGUGAUGAUUCAGGCCAUUGCUCAUAGAGUGAACUAUUUGUGGGUUAUAGAAGAUGAUUUUAGCUUAGUUGGUAUCGUCACUUUUUCCAAUAUGUUGAAGGUGUUCAGAGAACACUUGGAGCCAUUUGCUUAGCUGAUUAGGCGCGAAAUCAAGAAGCAAUAGGGAAGAGAGAGAGAUCAGUAUCUGUGAAUAAUGGUGAUGGACCUUCUCUGUUCCGAAAUGUUGAGUUUGUGAGUGGCGAUGUUAGAUGUUUGUUUUGCUUCAUUUCAAGUAAUGUAUUUCGUUUCCUCUUUUUGAGAUUUCCAUUCAUUUCUUCCUGCGUUUCUAUGUCAGAUAAUAAAACGCUUCUUCUUCUUUGGCCAUUUUAA
Neltuma alba is the source of this 1527-nucleotide messenger RNA. Its product is annotated as CBS domain-containing protein CBSX5. Gene Ontology annotation, cellular component: cytoplasm; nucleus. The coding region runs from base 71 to 1291 and encodes 406 amino acids. The record is from RefSeq and is a predicted model, not a curated record. NCBI's taxonomy places the organism in Eukaryota, Viridiplantae, Streptophyta, Magnoliopsida, Fabales, Fabaceae. The transcript is spliced from 2 exons.